This is a messenger RNA of Neoarius graeffei (lesser salmon catfish), 1745 nucleotides long. RefSeq names its product shaker-related potassium channel tsha2-like. The transcript has a single exon. Bases 290 to 1738 code for a protein of 482 amino acids. Gene Ontology annotation, cellular component: membrane; voltage-gated potassium channel complex. The record is from RefSeq and is a predicted model, not a curated record. Gene Ontology annotation, biological process: potassium ion transmembrane transport; protein homooligomerization. Gene Ontology annotation, molecular function: protein binding; delayed rectifier potassium channel activity. Lineage: Eukaryota; Metazoa; Chordata; Actinopteri; Siluriformes; Ariidae.
ACCGCCAGCGCGCGCGGACGCGACGGGGCGACAAAGCAGAGCGCGCGCGCGUGUGUGUGCGUGUGCGUGUCUACCGGCGCAGGGGGGAUAAAAAAAAAAAUGCGUGACAAAACAAAACAGUGACAGCGUGAAAAGGCGAGUCGGAGAGAAAGACAGAGAAAAGGAUAAGCGAGGAGACACAGACAGAGACGGGUCUUUCACAGACCUAAAGCGCGCGCAGAAACGGCGAGGCAGUCGGAGCAGGCAGGCACCGAGCAACAUCGCCCUGAUUUAGGGCGCUGGGAAAAAGAUGACCGUGGUGCCCGGGGAGAACCUGGACGAGACCGUGGCCUUGGCCGCCCUCUGUCACGACGCUUACGAGGCCGAGAGAGCGGAUCAGGAGUGCUGCGAGCGCGUGGUCAUCAACAUCUCAGGCCUGCGCUUCGAGACGCAGCUCAAGACUCUCGCGCAGUUCCCAAGCACUCUGCUCGGAGACCCGAGGAAACGGAUGCGCUUUUUCGACCCGCUCAGGAAUGAAUACUUCUUCGACCGCAACCGGCCGAGCUUUGACGCCAUCCUGUACUACUACCAGUCGGGUGGGAGACUCCGAAGACCGGUCAACGUGCCCGUGGACAUCUUCAUGGAGGAGAUCAAGUUUUACGAGCUCGGCGAAGACGUGAUUGAGAAUUUCAAAGAAGACGAGGGGUUCAUUAAAGAAGAGGAGCGCCCGUUACCGGACAACGAGUUCCAGCGACAAGUCUGGCUCUUGUUUGAAUAUCCGGAGAGCUCAGGACCCGCCAGAGGGAUCGCGAUCGUCUCCGUGCUCGUGAUUUUGAUCUCCAUAGUCAUCUUUUGCCUGGAGACGUUGCCAGAGUUCCGGGAGGACGCCAGGUCAUACGACGAGCACCUCAUGCUGAACGGCACAACGAGCAUGAAGAAGCCGAAUCCGUUCACGGAUCCGUUUUUCAUCGUGGAGACGCUGUGCAUCAUUUGGUUCUCCUUCGAGCUGGUUGUGCGCUUUUUGGCGUGCCCAAGCAAGGCGGCGUUUUUCAAAAACAUAAUGAACACUAUCGAUGUGGUGGCAAUAAUGCCGUACUUCAUCACGCUCGGUCUUGAGCUUGCCGAGCACCAAGGCAACGGGCAGCAGGCCAUGUCACUGGCCAUCCUGCGUGUUAUCCGGCUCGUGCGCGUGUUCCGCAUCUUUAAGCUCUCGCGCCACUCCAAAGGCCUUCAGAUCUUAGGCAAGACACUACAGGCGAGCAUGCGCGAGCUCGGCCUUUUGAUCUUCUUCCUUUUCAUUGGUGUCAUCCUCUUUUCCAGUGCAGUGUACUUCGCUGAGACGGACGACCCCGACUCAGGCUUCAGCAGCAUCCCGGACGCCUUCUGGUGGGCUGUGGUCUCCAUGACCACCGUGGGUUAUGGAGAUAUGUGCCCCGUGACCAUCGGAGGCAAGAUCGUAGGCUCGCUGUGCGCCAUCGCCGGUGUGCUCACCAUUGCACUGCCUGUACCCGUGAUCGUGUCCAACUUUAACUACUUCUACCACCGAGAGACAGAGCACGAGGAGCAGCUGCAGUACACACACGUGACAUGUGGUCAGCAGCCCCAGCAGCAGCAGCCUGGAUAUGGCGAUUUCGGCAGGAGCGAGAGCAAGCCUUCCCUCUCCAAAUCGGACUAUCUGGAGCCGGAAGACGCGGACUCAAUCAAGUACACAAACUGCAGCCCCCAUAAAUCCUACACGUGGAAACUCACAGAUGUAUGAGUGUAAA